Cyphellophora europaea CBS 101466 is the source of this 1020-nucleotide messenger RNA. RefSeq lists its product as uncharacterized. The coding region runs from base 1 to 1020 and encodes 339 amino acids. The record is from RefSeq and is a predicted model, not a curated record. The transcript has 3 exons. Gene Ontology annotation, cellular component: cytosol. NCBI's taxonomy places the organism in Eukaryota, Fungi, Ascomycota, Eurotiomycetes, Chaetothyriales, Cyphellophoraceae. Gene Ontology annotation, molecular function: aldose reductase (NADPH) activity.
AUGUUGUCAGCUCUAUGCAGGACACGACCUACGUCCAGCAGCCUUCGCAAUGCUGUCAAGCCAGCCCGGUAUCGGUACCUGAGCAACUACUCGAGAACGACACUUUCGCUAAACAACAAUGAAGAAAUACCUGCCAUAGGCUUUGGGACAUGGCAAGACAAAGACGCCCAAGAAGAUGCUGUCUAUGAAGCGCUGAAGGCUGGAUAUCGUCAUAUUGACACGGCCCGCGUGUACGGAACCGAGCCAGCAGUAGCCAAAGGUAUCAAGCGAGCCGGGGUGCCUCGUGACGAGAUCUUCUUGACCACCAAGCUGUGGAACAACAGCCACCACCCCGAUGAUGUGGAGAAGGCAUGUGACGCGAGUCUUAAGGACUUGCACACUGACUACGUGGAUCUCUUCCUGAUGCACUGGCCCUCGGCCUUUCAGCGCGGAGAUUCCUUGCGGCCGAAACACGGUGGUAAGAUUUUGACCGACAAUAUCGACUUUGCCGAGACCUGGAAGGCCAUGGAGGCUCUAGUGAAGAGCGGUAAGGCCAAAGCCAUUGGUGUUAGCAACUUCAACAAGACGGAGCUAGAGAGACUCCUCGAUAAUGCGGACAUCACACCAGCUGCUCAUCAAUUCGAAUGCCACCCAUAUCUAGCGCAGCAGGACUUCGCUACCUGGCACAAGUCGAAAGGCAUUCAUAUCACGCAAUACUCGCCAUUCGGCAAUGCCAACCCCGUCUACGAGAAAGGCGAGAGUGUCCCCAAACUGAUCGACGACACUGUCUUGACGGACAUCGGCAAGAAGUACGGCAAGAGCGGCUCUCAGGUAGCUCUCGCAUGGGGAAUAGCCCAUGGCCGUUCGGUGAUUCCGAAAUCCAAGACCCCAUCACGAAUCAAGGCCAAUCUCGAAGGCGAUUUCAAGCUAGAAAGUGAAGACGUGGCCAGAGUCGAUGCAAUCGACAAGAAGCUUAGGUUCAAUGACCCUUCCGGCUCGUUUGGCUACGAAUACUACGUUGGUCUGGACGGAAAAGAGUAG